Paramisgurnus dabryanus is the source of this 1470-nucleotide messenger RNA. RefSeq lists its product as uncharacterized. The record is from RefSeq and is a predicted model, not a curated record. Lineage: Eukaryota; Metazoa; Chordata; Actinopteri; Cypriniformes; Cobitidae.
ACACAUAUUGCUGUUUUUAAUCUUAGUACUGUGGUUUUCUGUUAACGCAGCUAUCUAGAACAUUGAUUUAUUUACAUUUUACAUUAUACGUAAACAUUAAUGAUUGUAAUGUGCCAGUUUAUAAAACGAAUACAAAUUCACUUAAAGGGCCUUAACUCAAGUAGAUGAAAUGAUAAAAUUGAUUUUUGCCAAUGGCUGUAAACAGAGAGAAAUAUGCUCUAUUCUUUGUGCAUCUGGAUUCAAAAUCAGUGAAAGACAUUUAAGAAGAUUAAUUAAAACCCUUGGUUUGAGGCGGAGGAGUUAUGACAGGCCCCUUGAAAAAAUACGUCAAGCUAUAAUGAGUGAGUUGAAACACUGGUCACCUUGGCAGGGAAUCCGUGCCAUGCACAAACGGGUACGUGAUGUCAGAGGAAUCCAGUCUUGCUACAGGAACGAUGUAGGUGUAAUAAUGGGAGAGCUUGAUGCCAGUGGUCUUAUUCGAAGAUGUCCUGGGAAAACAAAAUUGAACGAAGGAACUACUUUAGUCGUGGACCAAAUUAUACUUGGCACAUCGAUGGAAAUGACAAAUUGAAAUUCUUUGGAAUAUGGGUGCAUCUUGGUAUUGAUGGAUUUUCUAGGAAAAUUCUUUGGCUUAAGGUUGGCACCUCUAACCGACAGCAGAGCUUCAUUGCAAGGUACUUCUAUGAUGCUGUUUGGGAACACAACGGUUGUCCAAGAUUUAGUCGGGCAGACAGAGGAAAGGAAAACCUUAUUGUCGGACAGAUGCAAGUGGCAUUUCACUUCAGGCAGGCAAGUGAUCACGGACGAGACUCUUUCAGAGUGGGCAAAUCAGUCCACAAUCAGAGAGCUGAAUUCUUCAACAGCAUCUUGAAGAAAACCUGGAUCAAAAAAUGGCAGGUGACAUUUGAGACUAUGAUGGAAUCAGGGAUCCUUGAUUUGGACAAUCCAGUACAUAUAAAUUGCCUGCAAUACACACACCUUCCCCUUCUUCAGAAAGAGCUGACCACAGAACAAAGACUAUGGAACACUCAUGACAUUCGCAAGCAGCGGAAUGUUGCAGGCCCAUUCGGAAAGCCAGACAUUCUGUUCAAUUUAUCUCCUCAAGGUUUUGCUGAUAUGCUCUGCAAAGUGGAUGAUGACCUUCUGCAAUAUGCAGGACAACUUGUGUGUGCUACAGAGGAGCCUUUGUUGGUGGCGAAUGAAACAUUCAGAACAAUUGCAGAGGCCAUUCUUAGAGACACAAACUUCCCAUUAUCUCCAGAUGGGUCUCUAGCAGCUUACCUUAUGCUGGUGGAGAAAUUCAUCGCAUGCAUUGAAAGAAGAGACAUUCACAUACCAUCCACAUUUGCAGAAGCAAAUGAAAUAUAUGAGCUACUGGCUAAUGAGACCUUCUAGCUGUUUCAAUCAUUAAGUGUUUUAUAGCGAUUUCAAUUUUAAUUUUAAAUGUAUUAGUACAGUAUGUCGAAAUUA